Molecule: messenger RNA, 1353 nt
Organism: Malania oleifera
Lineage: Eukaryota; Viridiplantae; Streptophyta; Magnoliopsida; Santalales; Ximeniaceae
Product: E3 ubiquitin-protein ligase RSL1-like
Exons: 3
Coding region: 1-1308 (435 amino acids)
Biological process (GO): protein polyubiquitination; positive regulation of proteasomal ubiquitin-dependent protein catabolic process; ubiquitin-dependent protein catabolic process
Cellular component (GO): ubiquitin ligase complex; cytoplasm
Molecular function (GO): ubiquitin protein ligase activity; zinc ion binding; ubiquitin conjugating enzyme binding
Source: RefSeq, a predicted model, not a curated record
AUGGUUGUUUCUUCUGAAUCUGUUGUUGUCAUCACCAUAGACACUCCCAGCAGUGGCAACUCUUCUCUUAUUGCCAUCAAUGUCGGCUCCCAGCUUCCAUUAAAGCUUACCCCUUCCAACUUCCCUUUUUGGCGCUCCCAACUGACGUCAUUGCUUAUUGGCUAUGACCUUCAGGGCUAUAUUGACGAUACAACCAUUUGUUUGUCACGAACCAUUUCUCCUAGCACCUCCUUUGCUAGUUCAUCUUCAGCAGAUGUCUCCAAUCCAAUUUUCUGGCGUUGGCUUAAGCAAGAUAAGCUGAUCCUCCAUGCCAUCCUUGUAUCUGUCUCCGAGCCGGUUAUAUCGUUCAUUGCCACUUCCACCACUGCUCAUGAUGCUUGGUCCAAGUUGCAACGAUUGUACACCAAUCGUUCACGCACUCAUGUUAUACAAAUUAAGGUGAGAGUCUCGCUUGGUCUUAGAGUAUCUCCACGCCAUCAAGCACCAUGGGAAAUUCACACCCUAAAUCACUACCCCAACAAAUCACUACCCCAACAAAUCACUCAUCAGGUAGAAGACGAAAAUGCUUCCACUUUCACUUGUGAGAUAUGCAUAGAACCCAUUACGACGGCGGCUCGGAAGUUCAAUAACGGUGGAGCCUGCGCUCACCCCUUCUGCUCCGACUGCAUUGCCCAGUACGUCCGCGUCACCGUCUAUGACAACGGCGUCGCCGAAAUCAGGUGCCCCGGCCUGGACUGCAGGCUGCUCCUGGACCCCCUAGCCUGCCGACGGAUCCUCUCGGCGGAGCUCUUCGUGAAAUGGUGCGACCUCCUCUGCGAGAGGGUCAUUCUAGGGCUGGAAAAAUGCUACUGUCCUUACGCCGAUUGCUCGGCUCUGAUCAUCGACGAGUGCGGCGGCGGUGGCGGCGGAGGACGAGGGAAGAGAUGGGAGUGCCCCGGCUGCCGGAAGGCGUUCUGCUUCCGGUGCAAGGCCCGGUGGCACGCGGGUUACCGGUGCCGGGAAAUUGGGGAUGUGAGAGACGCGAACGAUGUGGUGUUUGGGGAAUUGAUGGAGAGGAAGAAGUGGGUGAGGUGUCCUGUGUGUGGACGGUGUGUUGAGCGUCGUUCUGGUUGCUUCCAGAUUCGCUGCAGGUGUGGGACAGACUUCUGCUACAAAUGUGGGGAGAAGAUCUCUAGGUCAGGCUGUGGGUGUACCACUGUAACUGCAGGCUGCCGUUUGGUUUCUUUUGGGAUAUCUUUUAUUUUUAUCUUCUUCUUGUUUUACCUUUCUUUUGUGUAUUGUUACCACAAAAUUCAAUCCAAAGAUUAACCAUGGUCCAAAAUUAUAAAUAAAAAGUAAGAUCAUUGGUUCAAA